Molecule: messenger RNA, 7630 nt
Organism: Dama dama (fallow deer)
Lineage: Eukaryota; Metazoa; Chordata; Mammalia; Artiodactyla; Cervidae
Gene: ARAP2
Product: ArfGAP with RhoGAP domain, ankyrin repeat and PH domain 2
Exons: 35
Coding region: 360-5537 (1725 amino acids)
Biological process (GO): positive regulation of GTPase activity; signal transduction
Molecular function (GO): protein binding; phosphatidylinositol-3,4,5-trisphosphate binding; GTPase activator activity
Source: RefSeq, a predicted model, not a curated record
GAGGACCGUCUGGUGUGAGCCGCGGCUUUCCGGCACUCUCUGGGUCAAUUUCCAGAGCGCCAAGUGUUCGGCUCCGGUUUCUCCCGCUUGGAUUUCGCUCCCGCAUGUGGGCGUCUGAAAGGAAACCAGAAGCUGGGAGUUUACCAGAUUGAUUUUCUCGUUGACGUUUGGAGACAGGUCUCCUGGGAGAAUGGGUGCCCGUUUCAUUAAACGAGGCUUAAGCACAUAAAGCAUUCACUGUGGAGAGAAGAGCAUUUUUGAGAUAAGUCAGAGGAAAACCCGCUACAGAAGGGCGCCUCCCAUGUGCGUGUUGCGUGGUGCUGCUUCUUCAAACUUGGCCUAGUGAUGAAGCCACCAUUAUGUCCUCAGUCAGCGAAGUGAAUGUUGAUAUCAGAGAUUUCCUAAUGAGCAUUAAUUUGGAGCAGUACCUCUUAAACUUCCGUGAAUUUGGUUUUAAUAAUGUGAGGGACUGUGCAGACAUAAAUGACAGCGUGCUCCUCAAAGUUGGAAUAUCACCUACAGGACACCGGAGGAGGAUACUUAAACAGUUACAGAUAAUCCUGUCAAAAAUGCAAGAUAUCCCAAUAUAUGCAAAUAUUCACAAAACAAAGAAGAAUGAUGAGACUUCAAAGGAUCACCAGGCUCCAUCUUCUGCUCAGAAUACCUGCUUAGAAUUUUCAGAUUCACACAGUGUUCAGAUAUCUAGCCCUAUACAGUUGGAGACUGUUACAAAAAAUGUUGGAGAACAUGAGGUUUGUGUGGAAAAUAGCCAGUCUCUUAAAUCAGAUGAUAAGCUGACUCUUCCUACACACAACUUUCCCAUUCCAGAAGACGAACCACACUCGAAUUCAGGUUCUUUUCAAGAUUCUUUACUUGGUAGUGAAACUGCCAAAGUAGAAUCUUUGAUAACAGAGAAGACUGUGGGCUGUACUACUGAAGAAGAAACAGAAAGAGUUGAUUUGAUUUCAGAAAAUGUAGGCAAGCUUCCUAAUGCAGACCUUGAAUUCCUUUCCUCCUAUGACUCUUCAGUAUCAGAAGCAAAUUCUGGAAAUGGAACUAACGUUUUAUUAGACAGCUCACCACCAUCACCAUUCUUUCAGUUUCAAGGAGAAAUGGUUGUAAAUGAUUUGUACGUGCCAUCAUCACCAGUCCUAACACCUAUGAGAAGUCGUAGCAAGUUGGUUUCAAGACCAUCUCGAUCUUUUCUGCUAAGACAUCGGCCGGUACCAGAGAUUCCAGGAUCAACAAAGGGAAUUUCAGGGAGCUAUUUUCGCGAGAGAAGAAAUGUUGCUACCUCAACUGGAAAAUCUGUGACACAGCAAAAUACAAAUGAGGAGAAUUCAUCUUCCAUUUUACCUUAUGGAGAGACCUUUCUUUUCCAGAGACUAGAAAAUUCCAAGAAGAGAUCUAUAAAGAAUGAAUUUUGGACCCAGGAAGAAACACUCAAAGGGGAAACAACUACUGAAAGAAACUCAUUUUUUGUCAAAUCAAGCAUAUAUGAUAACAGGACGGAAAAUAUAAGUGAAGACAAAGUAGAAGAUAUUUGGAUACCUCGAGAAGAUAAAAGCAAUCUUCCUAUAGACUCUGCUUCAGAAUCAGAGUAUUCAACAGUAGAAGAAUGCUUUCAGAGUUUAAGAAGAAAAAAUUCAAAGCCAUCUAAAUCAAGGACUCAAAAGGCAGUGAAUUUGGACCCUGUUAAUAGGCACAGUUAUCCACUAAGCUCAACAAGUGGAAAUGCUGACUCACCAGUUAUUUCCUCAAAUGUAAUAUCUCCCUAUGCCUGUUUUUAUGGAUCAUCUACAAGGAAGGUUAAAUCCGGAUGGCUUGACAAACUCUGUCCCCAAGGAAAACGCAUGUUUCAGAAGAGAUGGGUGAAAUUUGAUGGCCUCAGCAUUUCUUACUACAAUAACGAUAAGGAAGAGAAGCUAAAACCCCCAAAAUGGAAAAUAAGGAGAAGAAAAAGUUAUUCUGAGAAGUAUUCAAAAGGAAUAAUCCCCCUUUCUGCUAUAUCUACGGUCCGAGUUCAAGGAGACAACAAAUUUGAAGUUGUUACAACACAAAGAACUUUUGUUUUCAGAGUAGAAAAAGAAGAGGAAAGAAAUGACUGGAUCAGCCUACUAUUAAAUGCACUGAAGUUACAGGCCCUUUCUUCGCAGUCUCAAGCUGCUAUUGCACCUGAGAAAUGUGGAUAUCUUGAACUGAGAGGCUAUAAAGCUAAAAUUUUCACUGUGUUAAGUGGAAACAGUGUGUGGCUUUGCAAAAAUGAACAGGAUUUUAAGAGUGGACUUGGUAUUACCAUAAUCCCUAUGAAUGUAGCAAAUGUAAAACAAGUGGACCGAACUGUAAAACAGUCUUUUGAAAUAAUCACUCCCUAUAGGAGUUUUAGCUUUACCGCUGAGUCUGAAAAAGAGAAACAAGAGUGGAUUGACGCCGUGCAGCAAUCAAUAGCAGAAACUCUCUCUGAUUAUGAAGUAGCCGAGAAGAUUUGGUACAAUGAGGCCAACAGGAGCUGCGCAGAUUGCAAAGCCCCAGAUCCCGACUGGGCCUCCAUCAAUCUCUGCGUUGUCAUCUGCAAGAAGUGUGCAGGGCAACAUAGAUCUUUAGGACCAAAAGAUUCCAAGGUUAGAAGUCUGAAAAUGGAUGCCAGCAUUUGGAGCAAUGAGCUCAUUGAGCUUUUUAUUGUCAUUGGAAACAAAAGAGCUAAUGACUUUUGGGCUGGUAAUCUUCAAAAAGAUGAAGAAUUACACAUGGACUCUUCGGUAGAAAGGAGAAAAAAUUUUAUCACUCAGAAGUACAAAGAAGGAAGAUUCAGAAAAACCCUUUUGGCGUCUCUUACCAAGGAAGAAUUAAAUAAGGCUCUGUGUGCCGCUGUGGUGAAACCAGAUGUUCUGGAAACAAUGGCUUUGCUGUUCAGUGGGGCAGAUGUCAUGUGCGCGACAGGUGAUCCUGACCACAGCACCCCCUAUCUGCUGGCCAAGAAGGCAGGGCAGAGUCUGCAGAUGGAAUUUCUCUACCAUAACAAAUUCUCAGAUUUCCCUCAACAUGACACAUAUUCUGAAGGUGGAUUAAAUCAAGAGUCCUCCCAGUCUACGUUCCUCUGUGACUUUUUGUAUCAGGCUCCUGCUGGUGCUUCUAAACUCUCUUCAGAAAAAAAACUGCUUGAAGAGACAAAUAAAAAGUGGUGUGUUCUGGAAGGAGGCUUCUUGAGUUACUAUGAAAAUGAUAAGUCUACCACGCCUAAUGGCACCAUUAAUAUCAAUGAAGUCAUCUGCCUGGCUGUGCACAAAGAAGACUUCUGUUUAAAUACUGGGCCCAUCUUUACUUUUGAGAUUUAUUUACCCUCAGAACGUGCAUUUUUAUUUGGAGCUGAAACAUCUCAAGUGCAAAGAAAAUGGACAGAAGCAAUAGCCAAGCAUUUUGUUCCCUUUGUUGCUGAAAACUUAACAGAAGCUGACUAUGAUUUGAUUGGUCAACUCUUCUACAAAGACUGCCACGCCCUGGAUCAAUGGAGAAAAGGCUGGUUUGCAAUGGACAAAUCUAAUUUGCGUUUUUGCCUUCAAAUGCAAGAAGGUCAAGAGGAUAGAAUGCACUUAAGGAGACUACAAGAACUAACAAUUAGCACAGUGGUUCAAAAUGGGGAAAAAUUGGAUGUUUUGCUCUUGGUAGAAAAAGGGAGAACAUUAUACAUCCAUGGGCAUACCAAGUUGGAUUUCACAGUCUGGCAUACUGCAAUUGAAAAAGCAGCAGGUACAGAUGGGAAUGCAUUACAAGACCAGCAGCUCAGCAAAAAUGACGUUCCCAUUAUCGUGAACAGCUGUAUAGCAUUUGUUACACAGUAUGGUUUAGGAUACAAAAAUAUCUAUCAAAAGAAUGGUGAUCCAUUACAUGUAAGUGAACUCCUGGAGAGUUUCAAAAAGGAUGCAAGAAGCUUUAAAUUGAGGGCUGGAAAACAUCAACUUGAAGAUGUGACAGGCGUAUUGAAGAGUUUUCUCUCUGACAUUGAUGAUGCACUUCUCACUAAGGAGCUCUACCCGUAUUGGAUCUCUGCCUUAGAUACCCAAGAUGACAAGGAGAGAAUUAAAAAGUACGGAGCAUUUAUACGUACUCUUCCUGGGGUGAACCAAGCAACCUUGGCAGCUAUAAUUGAACACCUUUACAGGGUUCAGAAAUGCUCAGAAAUCAAUCACAUGAGCGCCCACAAUUUGGCCUUGGUUUUUUCCUCCUGUUUGUUUCAAACUAAGGGACAAACUAGUGAAGAAGUGAAUGUAAUCGAGGACUUAAUUAAUAAUUAUGUUGAAAUUUUUGAGGUUAAAGAAGACCAAGUCAAACAAAUGGACAUAGAGAAUAGCUUUAUUACCAAGUGGAAAGACACUCAAGUUUCCCAGGCCGGAGAUUUGUUAAUUGAAGUAUAUGUAGAAAGAAAGGAGCCUGACUGCAGUAUCAUAAUUCGGAUAUCUCCUGUGAUGGAAGCAGAAGAGUUAACUAAUGACAUAUUAGCAAUAAAAAAUAUAACUCCUACAAAAGAUGAUAUCUGGGCCACAUUUGAAGUCAUAGAAAAUGAAGAGCUUGAACGUCCUCUUCACUACACGGAAAAUGUGUUGGAACAGGUGCUUCGAUGGAGCUCAUUAGCUGAACCUGGCUCUGCUUAUCUUGUAGUGAAGAGAUUCUUAACCACUGACACGAUUAAGCACUACAAUGAGAGGAAGGCCCUGGAAAAUAUCAAAGAGGGAGUCUUGAAAGUCAAAGAAGAACCAUCUAAAAUACUCUCUGGAAAUAAGUUUCAAGAUCGGUAUUGUGUUUUACGAGAUGGGUACCUCCUUCUUUACAAGGAUCUGAAGAGUAGCAAACCUGAUAAAAUGUUUUCUCUCAGUUCCAUGAAGUUUUAUCUUGGAGUGAAAAAGAAGAUGAAGCCUCCAACAAGCUGGGGAUUGACAGCAUAUUCUGAAAAACAUCACUGGCACCUGUGUUGUGAGAGUUCACAAACUCAAACGGAGUGGAUGGCCAAUAUCUUUAUUGCCCAGCAUGAAAAUGAUAUAUGGCCACCAGCUGGAAAGGAACGAAAACGUUCUAUAACCAAAAAUCCCAAAAUUGGAGGUUUGCCUCUGAUUCCCAUCCAGCAUGAGAGAAAUUCAACGCAAGCCCGGAGAGAGAUUGAGAGUGCAAAAGCAGAACUUGAAAGGCUGCGGCUCGGGGCCAAGCGUGACCAAGGUGGGGAUGGCACCUUAAAGGAAAAAGCGUCCAUCGUGGCCCAGUGCCUGGAGCAGAAGGACGAGAAGCUUCGAAAUCGAACCAGAAAACACCGGAGUUUCAACUGUCUGGAGGACACAGAGGCUGAGGUCUUUCCAGGGCGACAGAAAGGUCAUAAAGGCCUAAAGACACUGAGGAAGACUGAGGACAGGAAUGGCAAAGAUACUUUGGACUGCAAUAAUAAGUUACCACCAAAAGUCAUCGAAGAGCUUAGCGUGGUUCUCCAGCGAUCAAGAACUGUUCCCAAAGAGGUACAGGCUGAGCAGGUGGUGCAGAAGGAAAUAAAAUGACUUGUCCUACAAAUAAUUUUUUUAAAUAUUGUGUAUAGUAUCUGAAACCAAACUAUUUCAUGCUGGGUGAGAUGUGUUUAGCUAUCCUUAACCAUUUAAAGAGCAAUUUUAAACUAUUAAUAUGUUUGUAUAUAUGCGAUAAGUGUAAGAUUCACUGUGUUGUGGUCUGAACAAAGCUUGUACAGUUCGGCUCUGUUAACCUUGCGUAGGAAGGCACUGGGUUACUUUGAGUGGCCAACCUUUUGAAGUACAGUUGACCCCUGAACAACAUGCGGCAGGGGUUAGUGUGUUAAUUUGUGUAUAAUUUAUAGUCAGCCCCCAUAUCCGAAAUUCCUCUGCAUUUGUAGGUUCAACUGAUUGUGGAUCAUGUAGUGCUAUAGGACUCACUUUUUAAAAAUAUCCACAUAUAAGUGGACCCAUGCAGUUCAAAACCCACAUUGAUCAAGGGUCAACUGUAGGUGUCUGUUAAGUGGUGUAAAUUUAUGAACAGAAAUUGCAAACUGUACUGUAUUGUAUAAAAUGCUGUGUGUAAAUGAAGCCUAUGAAACUAUAUGUAACACAUUUUGCACUUUGAGAAACCUUGUAUUUAAAGUUAUCAUACGUUUUUAGGUUUACAUAGGGUCCAACCUUAGGGAAAAGAAAGGAAAGUGAGUUGAAAAGGGGGAGGAUUUAUUUUAGUGGCUGCCUAUCAAACAACACUGAGGUUUUAAAAAAGAGGCCAAGAAUUAACACGUCCUAAAAGCCAAGGAGGUCAGGUUGAAAUUCAUUCUAGCUUACUGUUGACCAGACCUUGUUCAUGAGAAACUGCUUGUUAAGAAAAUAAUCUAGGACUACGUAUUUCCCAAGAUUAGUAUUCAGCCAACACACAUGAAUAAAGGCACUGGCCACUGUUCCCGUGGUGUCAGUGAACCAAACGCAGUACAAGCCCAUUCACUACACUUCAGUUCUCUGCAGGUGGCUGCCGAGGGGAGACUUACACUGCAUUGACGGGAUCAUGAAUCGGGGACCGGGCAUGGAUGCCACUUGCACUGUUGCUAUGUACGAACAAAUAAAGAGUUCCUUACUGGAACUCUGGUCAUUCUGGUACGAGCAACAGUCAUCCUCACAGGGUUUUACUGUUUUUUUAUUACUGUUUUACUUUGUAUAUUCAUUUCUGAAGUAAGACUGAGUCGGAAUUUACUGAAACUGUACAACAUAUGGCCAUCUGGGGGUAGGAGUUAGAUUAAUUACUAUACUUUUGGGAGCGACUAGUUCCCUUUUAACCUAAUCUUUUUUUUUUUUCUUUUUAAUAAAGCAGGAAUCUUCUUCCUGUGCCUAAUAAAUAAUGACAAAGCCCUCUAUUUUUAAUUCCACAUAAAGAGCAGCUACUAGGUUGGCUGUUUUUCUCAAACAAUACCAUCUAAAUUAUAGUUGGCAGGGGUAGCACUUUUCAUCAGUUUCUUUAGAAUUGUAUUAGGUCUGGUGAGUUUUGAUCAAAAUUAUUUUACUAGUAGGUAGCCAAGCUUUAUUCCUACCAUUUCCUACCCCCCACCUCUGUUUUUCAGGUGUCUUGUCAGAAUUUAUCAGUAUACAAAGGCCCGUACUUUUUUCAGUCCCAUCAUAGUGCAGUAAUAUGCUGUUAAAUGCUCUGAAUUUCUUCAUUACAAAAUACUGAUCUCUUAUACCUGGUGGUGAUAAAAUAGUUUACCAAGGAUAUGUGAUAUUUAUUCUUUAAAUCCACAUAGGUUGGAAUUUUCUUUUUAAGAGAGAAACUGCUGGUCAGUUUAUGAAAUAGGUGGCACCGCUGGGAAGCCUUCAUAGCUAUAAAGCAAGAAUCAUGGUGUUUAGAAAAAAAAACUAAAACUAUUAUUUCUAGUAAAUGGUAAUAUUUAUGUUUUAUGAAAUAAGGGGACAUGAAAAUUAUGCUGGAUAAUGGAACAGUAUCUGGAUUUUUUUUUACCUGCCUUAUUUGAAUACUUUUGAAAUUUGAGCUUAAAAUCUAAUAACUUCUAUUUCCCUUCCUGUACAACUGUCUCCAUUUUUCAAGUGUAAGAUAAGGGCUAAUGAUGACAUCUCAUAUAUUUUGAGUAAAAAUUAAAAUUGUUUUUCAAGUC